Lactuca virosa is the source of this 306-nucleotide messenger RNA. Lineage: Eukaryota; Viridiplantae; Streptophyta; Magnoliopsida; Asterales; Asteraceae. The record is from the annotation of a GenBank genome assembly.
AUGGAAAUCCUAAAGUUUCCACAUCCAUUAGCUAUAAAUGCGAUCGAAGAUGGAGGCUGGAGAUGGAGAUGGAGGCUGAAGCCAAUGGCUAUUGUACCAGUUAAUCUGAAACCUUUCUUGAACAACUUGACUGUGAAGCCUGUGAUUGUGAAGCUCAAGUGGGGAAUGGAGUACAAAGGUUAUCUUGUCUCUGUUGAUUCAUACAUGAACUUGCAGUUGGCCAACUCUGAAGAAUACAUUGAUUGGCAGUUUACUGGUAACCUUGGAGAGAUUCUAAUCAGAUGUAAUAAUGUUCUGUAUUUAUGA